AAGUUGGAAGUAAGUAUGAAACUACCGCUUGGAAUGGAACGUCAUUUUGGUGUUCCAACAAGGGUUCGUCAUUGGGUUGGUUGAAUUGAACUUCCAGUUCAAUUUCCCCUUUACUACCUUCCUUUGUGUGCUUCUUCUGUCUAUAAAUAUUUCAACCCAUCCACAUCACUUCUUUCCAAACUCAAAACCCAAAGGCUGGCUGUCUCUGUGUCUGUUUAUAUACACUGCAGAACAUUAAAGAAGAAGAAGAAGAUGAUGAUGAUGAUGAAGCCGCAGUCGACUAGAAUCCAUUUCCUCCAGCUCUCCUUCUUACUCCUCUUAUUCUUCACCCUCCUCCUCCACGCCACCUUAUCCUACACCCCGCGCCUCCUGCCAGCCACCACCCUCGUCCUCCUCCUCCUCCUCCUCCUCCGCCGCCGCCGCCGCCCCGUCCUCCUCCUCAACUACUCGUGCUACAAGCCGCCUCCCAACCUCAAGUGCUCCCGCGAAGCGGCCCACGACUUCGUCCGCCGCCGGAUACCCAACCCUAAAAGCGUCGACUUCAUGAGCAACAUUUCCUCCAAAUCCGGCCUCGGAGAGGAAACCUACGGGCCAUCGUUCAUGUUCCAAGGAAAGCCCGCUGCCACUUUCGCAAACGCCGUCGACGAAGCUCAGGACGGCAUGUUCUCUGCCAUCGACUCACUGUUAUUCAAAACCCAGCUCAAUGUCGAUCUCAUAGACGUCGUCAUUGUCACCAGUGGAAGCUUCUCGCCGGCGCCGUCGCUCUCUUCGAGAAUUGUCAACCGUUACAAGCUCAAACCCGACGUCAAAACCUUCAAUCUCAGCGGCAUGGGCUGCAGCUCUGGCGUCGCCGCCUUUGAUUUAGCCGCUAGGGUUUUGAGCGUUGGAAAGAAAGUUCAAUAUGCUCUGUUAAUCAUCACCGAAGGAAUCAGCUCGAACUGGUAUUUCGGCGACAACCGCUCCAUGCUCGUAACCAACUGCAUCUUUCGCGUUGGCUGCGCCGCCGCGGUGCUCACCAACGAUCCGAGCCGCCGCCGAGUCGCAAAGAUGGAGCUGGUCGACUCGCUCCGAACCCACCACGGCGCCGACGAAGGAUCCUACCGUGCCGCCUUCCAGGAGGAAGACGACAAGGGAAUUACUGGGUUUUCGCUCACCAAGGAUCUAGUGAGAGUUGCCGGCACAAACCUACGUGAACACAUCAAGAUCCUGGCGCCCCGAGUCCUGCCGCUGAGUCAACUCGUCCGCUACUGCUACUCGGCGGCGGUGUCCCGGGGCGGAUCGAAACCGGCACCGCCCGAUUUCAGGACGGCGUUCGAGCACAUGUGCGUGCACACGGGCGGGAAGGCGGUGAUCGAGCAAGUGGGGCGAGUUCUGCGACUCGGAGACGAGGUGACUGAGCCGGCUCGGAUGACACUGCACCGGUUCGGCAACACGUCGAGCAGCCUGGUGUUGUACGAGUUGGCUUAUUUUGAAGCGAAAGGGGUGGUGAGGAGCGGGGAUCGGAUGUGGAUGAUUGCAUUUGGGACCGGUUUUAAGAUCGGGAGUUUGGUUUGGAGAUGGCUCUGUGAUUCCACCGAGGACUGUGACAAUCCAUGGAACGAUUGCAUACAAUCCUACCCCGUUAAUUAAAAGCUAUUCCAUUUAAAUUAAUAUGAUAAUUGCAUGAUUCCUAUUUUCUGUUACUUGUGAAAUAUAAAAAGAUUACAGUUCUAUGAAAUUUUCUUUUUUUUAAUUAUUAUUAUUAUUAUUUUGUUUAUGGUCUUCUUAGUUGGGUUAG
This is a messenger RNA of Diospyros lotus (date-plum), 1777 nucleotides long. Its product is annotated as 3-ketoacyl-CoA synthase 4-like. Gene Ontology annotation, molecular function: acyltransferase activity, transferring groups other than amino-acyl groups. Lineage: Eukaryota; Viridiplantae; Streptophyta; Magnoliopsida; Ericales; Ebenaceae. The transcript is spliced from 2 exons. Gene Ontology annotation, cellular component: membrane. Gene Ontology annotation, biological process: fatty acid biosynthetic process. The coding region runs from base 253 to 1629 and encodes 458 amino acids. The record is from RefSeq and is a predicted model, not a curated record.